Messenger RNA from Manduca sexta (tobacco hornworm), 1422 nucleotides. Its product is annotated as cilia- and flagella-associated protein 161. Lineage: Eukaryota; Metazoa; Arthropoda; Insecta; Lepidoptera; Sphingidae. The transcript has 6 exons. Gene Ontology annotation, cellular component: motile cilium. Gene Ontology annotation, biological process: cilium assembly. Bases 205 to 1038 code for a protein of 277 amino acids. The record is from RefSeq and is a predicted model, not a curated record.
GUGGAUCUCAUUUUUAUAAAUUAUACAAGACGGUUUAGUGGCAGUCAUUUGUAAGCAGAAAAAAAAUACUUAUCUAACCAAAUAUGAUGCCUCUUUGGUAAAACUUAACAUAGAUUUGGCAAAUAUUUGACAUUUUGAUAAUGCGAAAUCAGAUACGCUUCUAUUGAUUUUUGUUUUGUACAAUUUUACCAACAUUUAUUCAAAAUGCCGAAGCUUGAUGAGGACAAAGGCAUUGUUUACUGCAACCGUGUACGCGUUGGUAAUUGGUAUGAAUCUACUAAAUUGGAGGAGUAUAAAUUAAAUAAGUUUUUGGAGCAAAUGAAAAAGGGAGACUUGAUGUUAGCUAGAUUCCGUAAAAUGACGGAAAAUCUUAACAAACCGACUGUUUUAACUCAAUCUUCUGGGAGCAUUGGGUUUGGGGCAAGAAUAUCACUCCUCGCACCUCAUGUGCCAGCGUCUGAUCCACCCGUGGAAGACAAAAAGGGGCUGCUACUUUGUGGCCGUAUUUCGUCUAAUGAUAUCACGUACUCUCAAGAGCUAGUUGACGGGUGCUCCCUGGCUGGUGUCCCCGACCUGCAACCAGCUGAAAGAAGCACUUUCAUUAUAACCAGUGCAGACUACUGUAACAGGGAGGGGGAGCAAUUAAAGUACAAUCAAGAAUUUCUUUUAAUGCUCUCUUCAUCGGAAAAGAAAAAGCCUCUUUACAUACGGUAUGAUCCUAAUCCGAUACCUGGACUUUGCGGUAAGUUUCCUCUCUACCUGAGCGAACAUUUUGUAUCGAACACGCGUUGGCGGCUGUUACCUGUGCAAAAACCAGGCAUUACUAGAUUCGAGCAGGAAGGACACCCUAUUACCGUGAAUGCGGAUUUGAUAAUAAAUCAUUGUGCGACUAAUAUUAAUCUAGGCAUUAAUGUUGGCGUGUGGGCGAUGGGAUUUUAUGGGAAAAUUUGUGCUCCGGUAAUGAAAACAUAUCUUGAUGUCUACGGUCGUGAAUUACCAAAUAAUAUAUGGCAAAUUUACACACCCAUUGCUAGUUAAAUGAACAAAAUCAAUAUUAUGUAUAAUGUAUAAAAAUAUUCAAAGAAAAUUACCUUUUACUAAAAAAAGAGUUUUACUGAACUUUUAUGGAUUGGAAAAGUUAAAUAUCUAUAUAGCUUGUUUAUUAAUUAAAAAUAAAGUAGUAUUUUAUUUUGCCAUGAAGGUUAGAUAAAUAGGAAACUACUUGAAAAUAAAAUGAUUCCAGUAAGCAGAGGGCCGCGUGCUUGCCGUCUCGUCUCAUCGCCGAGAGUUCUACAAUGCUACGUUCGUUAUUGUCUCGUUUAUUAUACGGUUCGCCAGCUGAAGUCUUCGAACUGAUUGUAUCUAUCUUGGAGAAUAUGAAUAAGUCAUAGCCCUCGUUAUAAGAAUUGAUCUAAAAUAACA